This is a messenger RNA of Bombus pascuorum, 2441 nucleotides long. RefSeq lists its product as uncharacterized. NCBI's taxonomy places the organism in Eukaryota, Metazoa, Arthropoda, Insecta, Hymenoptera, Apidae. The transcript has 5 exons. Bases 142 to 1920 code for a protein of 592 amino acids. The record is from RefSeq and is a predicted model, not a curated record.
GAUUAUGACGUACGUAAUGCUGUUAUGCGUAGUGAACUGUGUUUCUGGUAUCGCAAAAUCAAAACAGAUGCAUCUGGCUGUUAGCCAAUAAAUUAUUGAGCGAGAGACACUUGAACACCGAUUCACAAAAGACACAAUGCCAUGGAUUGCUGUUAUUCCAGCAGAGAUGGAAGUUCUACGACUGAGAAAGAGCUUUCGAACAUCUGUAGUCCAGAGAUGUUCGAUAGCGAUGAUGAAGAUGAUAAAAAGAAUAAUGAACCACUAUCAAAUGAAAUACCAAUAGUAGCUAGUCCUAAAAAACCUUCCCAAGCUGAUUUAGUUGCAAACUCUGAUAACAAUUUAUUAGCCAAAAUUAAUAAACUCUUAAGUGGUGUACCGCCACCACCUAAACUUACAAUUUGCAGAACAGAUUGUUCAGAAUUAUUAUUACGUAUUUAUGAAAAUCAACAUUUAUUUUGGACACCAUGUGUACUACCAGAAAAAUGUAUAAAACAAAAUUUAAAUAAGGAAUCGCCAGAACAGCAAAAAGAAAAUAUUAGUACAAAUAAUUAUCAGCGUACCAAAAGCACAUCUAGAAAUUUAAGUACUGCUUUUGAUGCUUGUGAUCCACAAUAUCAAAGUAAUGUUAGUAAUAAUAUAGAUACAGUAGAUUUAAAGAAUACUUGCAGUGAUAAUUUUAGAAUAAAGAAAGUAGUUCCUAAUAAUGAAAAAAGCAUUAUAAGUGCUACCGCAAGUGGAACAGAAUUGUUAAAUCCUGAGCAGCUACAAGUAACCGUAACUGAGAACAAAAUGAAAGAUGAAUCUUUCAUUGCUGCACCAAACCAAUCAUUACUCUACUACACUGUCAAUGAGAAAGAAGCUGCCACUUUGUCAUGGCCUGAAGCAUAUCAUCAUAAAUUUCAUGGAAUACAUUAUAACAGAAAUAAAGCAGUUGAGGAAUUUGAAGGCCUUACAUUAAAAUUAUGUAAUAGAUAUAUAGGUGCUGAAACUCAGUCUACAUGUACUGUAUGGUUUUCUAAACCAGCACCAGGAAGUGCCAAAAAACGAAAUCAUUUAACUAAACAUAAUAAUGGGCAAAGUCCAACAAAAAGAUUAAGUCAUUUGACGAGAAGACGAAAAAUAUUUUCUAGUGCGAAUUUACAAGGCCUGGCACUUAAUAAUAAAAAACUUGUAGUAUUAAAUAUUAAAAAACCAACAGUUAAAAAGGGCAAAAGUCCGCGGGGUAAGAGUCCACGAGGUAAAAGUCCGAGAGGAACUCCCAGGAGUUCGACAAAGAAAAAAGUGGCUCGACGGCUCGUUUUAGAUGGACCUAGUCCAUUAAAGUCCAAAAUUGAAAUGUCUAAACGCGCGCUAUUUCAAAGUCCUCCCCCUGACCGAGCUGGUCCAAGCAAGUUGCUUACAAAUGGAUCAAAUUCUCAAAGCAUUAAACGUGCACUAUUUACUCAAAACACAAAGGAAAAUGAUUCGGAGAGAAGUCAGAAGGCAACUAUUGAACCAGAAUCAAGGAAGAGGAAAAGCGAAGAAGAAUUGGAAGGACCACAAUGCAAAUGGAUAAAAAGUUUAUCUUUCGACGGCUCGCACGAAUUGCAUAAUACUACUAUGCCUUCGUGGGAGAGACACUCAUCUAGUGAUAUAAUUGAAAAAGGCAAGUCCUUGAAUGAAGGAAAAUGCGAGCUUAGUGACACUCAUAGAAAGAAAUUACUAUGGGCGGUAGCGGAGGCUUUACGAGAUAAGGGAAUAGGUAUGACUCAUCCACAAUUUAAACAGUAUGCUACAAACUUAGCGCGAACCAUUAAAAAACUUAUGCCUGAUCUCGAGAACAAGAAUAUUCCUCGCAAACCAGGGAGUACAAGUGAUCGUAUGUUAAAAUUAGCAAAAUAUCACGUUUUGUUUGUAAUUGAUGCAAGAACAGCUGAUUGACAAUACUCAUUGAUCUAUAAAAAAAAUUGACCUAACUUUGGAUAAAGUACAUUAUUUAUCACAGAAAUAUCAAUGAUCAAACAUUGGUAUUUGUAUGUCGAGGUAGCAUAUGUAUGAACAAUGGAUUUUAUUUAUCUGAAUAUAGUGAGAUAUUAUAUUAAAAUGUAUUAUAACAAAUCGCAUAAAAUAUUAAUGCGUGAACGUGUGACUGUUAGAACUAUUUGUGGAAUAUUAAGAUGUUUUUUACUGCAUAAACACAAACUGAGAAGUUGUUUUUAAUAUGCCUAUUUUUUUUAUUAGCGAUAAAAUAGUAUGUAUAUAUAUAUAUAUUUCACAACUUAUAAAUAAUUAAUAAAAGGUGCUUCUCUGAAACAAAACAUAAUUUGCAAUUAAUAAUUUUAGAAACAACGCAUGUGUACAUAUAUAUCAAUCAUAUCUAGCAUAUGGUUGUAUCUAAAACGUUUAAGGGGGCGAGUAAAAAAAUAAAGACUAAUUGCAUUGCAUUCGCGAUGCUUAUUCAA